Messenger RNA from Gloeophyllum trabeum ATCC 11539, 1590 nucleotides. RefSeq names its product MFS general substrate transporter. The record is from RefSeq and is a predicted model, not a curated record. Gene Ontology annotation, biological process: transmembrane transport. Gene Ontology annotation, molecular function: transmembrane transporter activity. The coding region runs from base 1 to 1590 and encodes 529 amino acids. The transcript has 10 exons. Lineage: Eukaryota; Fungi; Basidiomycota; Agaricomycetes; Gloeophyllales; Gloeophyllaceae.
AUGACUGUCAGACCGCCAUCAGACCCAAGGAGUGGUAAAUCACCAGCAGUCCACGGCGUGUCUGAGCCGUCAAGGUCAUCCGAGGGCAAGGAACGCGUCAACGAGAGGCUUGCAGACGACAGAGGUCACGGUGUCGACAUACACAAUCCCUACAACUGGCCCUUGAGCAAGAGCGCUGCCAACGCAGUCAUUGUCUGUUUCCUAGGGUUCCUCUCGUCCCUUGUAUCCUCUGUCAUAGUGCCCGCGCUCCCGAAUGUGAAGCUGGAGUUCGGGGUCACCAACGACGAAGUCGGAACUCUGACAACUUCUCUAUUCGUUCUAGGCUUGGGUGUUGGCCCUUUCCUUUUCGCUCCACUGUCGGAGCUAUACGGGAGGAUGUUCGUCUACCGCCUGACCAUGACGGCUUUCACCGUGCUACAGGUUGGCUGUGCCCUAUCCAACUCAAUAGGGACACUCAUCAUCCUGAGGUUCCUGUCUGGCGUUUUCGGCUCCGCGCCGCCAUCGCUAGGACAAGCGACCAUUUCUGACCUCUUUUCCCCGGGCGACCGAGCCCCUUGGUCUGCUUUAUAUUCCCUCGGACCGAUGCUAGGGCCUUGCAUUGGGCCCCUGAUUGCCUCUUUCAUAAUCGCCGCCAAGUCCUGGCGGUGGGUCUUCUGGACCUCAGCUUGCAUGUCAGUCUCGUCUCCCCUCGAUUAUUCUAUCAUCCAGACUUUUUAUCUCAGUUCCGGCGGCGGCACAAUAUUCCUAUUUGUCGUGUCCAAGGAGACGUACAUGCCCGUCAUCAUGCAAAAGGCACAGAUGGAGCAAGAGCUGAAAUCAACGCUAACCGGCGGGAGUAAGCGUGUAUGGUCUUUCCCGCUCAAGCCCCACAGCGAGAAAAGCCCAGCGGCAAAGGGAAUCUACAGCAAAGCCUUGUCCCGACCUCUUCGUCUUCUGACGACGAAUCCGAUCUGCUUAGUUCUGGGCACCUUUUUAGCGUACGUGUAUGGCAUGCUAUACCUUCUAUUGACGUCUCUACCGCUCCUGUAUCGAGAUGGCCAAGGGCGUCUGUUUUCCUACCACCUAUCCGUGACUAGGUCAGGUCUCUGUUACCUGGGCCUCGCGGUGGGUUUUGUUAUAGCAUCGUUCACCACGGCUUACGGCUCCAGGCGAUUAUACAACCACCUCGUAAAAGUCAACGGAGAGCAGCGGCCGGAGUACAGACUGCUGCCCAUGACUGUCGGAAUGAUAAUCCUUCCGGUAGGACUACUGAUGUACGGCUGGUCAGCCCAACAGCACGACGCGGUCAUAGUCCCGCUCAUCGGGAACGCUCUCGUCGCGAUGGGUAUAUUCGUGACCUUCCAAUCCAUCCAGGUCUACCUCGUCGACGCGUUCUCGCCGUACUCGGCGUCGGCGAUCGCGGCUGCCACACUCCUCCGGUGUUGCGCGGGGUGUGGACUGCCUUUGUUCGGAAAGCAAAUGUUCAAAGGAAUGGGGUACGGAUGGGCGGCCACCGUGCUCGCACUCGCCACUGUACCGGCCAUUCCGAUACCGCUCAUCCUGUACAAAUAUUCACGAUCUCUCCGAGAGCGUUUCCCCUUCCAUGGCUGA